This is a messenger RNA of Plectropomus leopardus (leopard coralgrouper), 1490 nucleotides long. It is a transcript of the gene uchl3, whose product is annotated as ubiquitin carboxyl-terminal esterase L3 (ubiquitin thiolesterase). Gene Ontology annotation, molecular function: cysteine-type deubiquitinase activity. Gene Ontology annotation, biological process: protein deubiquitination; ubiquitin-dependent protein catabolic process. The record is from RefSeq and is a predicted model, not a curated record. Gene Ontology annotation, cellular component: cytoplasm. Lineage: Eukaryota; Metazoa; Chordata; Actinopteri; Perciformes; Serranidae.
GCGGAAGCGGCGAUUUCCAGCUGUCAAACAGAUUUUGUUAUAACACUUUCAGCUCUGCAUUGAAAGGAAAAUAACACCUGACGUUACCUCAAAAUGGAUAAUCCACGCUGGUUGCCUCUGGAGUCGAAUCCAGAAGUCAUGACCAAGUUUGUCAAUUGCUUGGGUAUGAGACCAACCUGGCAGUUUGGAGAUGUGUACGGAUUGGAUCCAGAGCUUCUCAGCAUGGUACCAAGACCAGUGUGUGCGGUGCUACUUCUCUUCCCAGUGACUGAGAAGUAUGAGGCAUUCAAAGAUGAAGAGGAAAAAAAACUCAUGGGUCAGCGGCAGGAGGUCUCUCCUGACGUCUACUUUGUCAAGCAAACUAUUGGAAACGCCUGCGGAACAAUAGGAUUAAUUCACGCCGUGGCGAACAACCUGGCACACCUGGAAUUUGAGCCCGAUUCUGCUCUUCAGAAGUUUAUUGAAAAAACCUCUAAAAUGACUCCAGAGGAACGGGCUGCUUUUCUGGAAAAGGAUGAGAGUAUACGUGUUACACAUGAAUCCAGCGCACAGGAGGGACAGACUGAGGCUCCAAGUUUAGACGAAAAAGUGAAUCUGCAUUUUAUAGCUUUUGUGAAUGUCGGAGGACAGUUAUAUGAGCUGGAUGGUCGGAAGCCUUUUCCUAUUGUCCAUGGGAAAACUUCAGAGGACACUUUACUUGAGGAUGCCGUGGAGGUUUGUAAGGUCUUCAUGGCUCGCGACCCUCAGGAGGUGCGUUUCACCAUCAUUGCCCUCUCCAAAGAUUCAUACUGACGAAACUCCACCACGACUCCAGAAAAUCAAAGAAAACAUUACUGCCAAACAUUCUCAAGUGCUGAUUUUUUUGGAAAAUUUGUUGGUUUUUUUCUUUCCAAAUACUAAAAUGUCAGGGAUAUCAUGUUGAAGUAAUGUUUCAUUAUUGUCACUUGUUAGGAGUUGGAUAAAAUUCUAAUGGAAUCGGAGAGCUAGAGUGCGAGUAAAAGUAUUUCUUGCCAAGAUCAAAAUCUUCCAGUUUCCCACUGCUGAGUCAUCUCACUAACUGUAACACAGACGUACUACGUUCACACCGCACUUAAAUCUGUUUACACGGCGUGUUUGGCUUUCAGUGAAGAAAGAAAUUUAACAAAUUUUCCACGCAACUGACUUAGCUCUUUUUUUUUUUACUUUGGGUUUAAUGAUACAUACUGUAUGUAGUGAUUUGGUUUUGGUCAUGUGUCCAACCACAUGGUCAAAACCAGCUGAAGAAAUGUAUUUUGCAAGGCUUUAAUUUGAGUCACAGCUUUGAAAAAGCAGAUAGGCCUGAUGCUGAUGUAUGCAGUAACUAUGUUAUGAAAAGCUCUAAAAGUAAAAAGAACGUGCCUCCUGUGAGUGAGGCCGACCGAAAAAUGCAGACUGUACAUCCAUGUGGAAGGUGCCUACAUUUUUGUAACAAGAAUUAGAAAUUCUGUCAAAUAAAAGGCAAAUUUAUUAAA